Molecule: messenger RNA, 474 nt
Organism: Morus notabilis
Lineage: Eukaryota; Viridiplantae; Streptophyta; Magnoliopsida; Rosales; Moraceae
Product: cell wall / vacuolar inhibitor of fructosidase 2-like
Exons: 1
Molecular function (GO): enzyme inhibitor activity
Source: RefSeq, a predicted model, not a curated record
GAGAGAGAGAGAGAGAGAGAGAGAGAGAGAGGCCAAAUACGUACAAUAGUAAAACUACUAGCUAGGACAUUCCAUAGUCAUACAUUAGACUUCCCUUCACGAGACUUUCAACACUCACAGAAAAAGAAAAAAAUGGCCACACCCACACGUCAGUUUUGGCGUCUUUCAAUUCUCUCCUCAACACUUCUCUUCUUCACCGUCACCAUCGCCGUCCAUGCCAAUAUUCCCUCCGUCGCCAUCGCCGCCGCCGCCUCAACGACAACGAAGCCGACCGAGCUCGUGAGCGACGUCUGCAACAGAACCUCCAACUACACCUUCUGCGUCUCGGCUCUCUACGCCGACCCUCGCACGCCGACCACCGACGCCUACGGCCUCGCCUUUGUCGCCUUCGGCAUGGCCUACCUCAACGCCUCCGCCACGCAGGACCUGAUCACCAAACUCCUGAAGAAGUCCGCCAACGAAACGCGCCAGUUU